GCGUGGCUUAGGCUGCGGGGCUAGGUGGCUGGGGGCCUCGGUGCUGGGACCCGUGACACUUCUCACGCUUUCCAGGGGCGGGAGGGACAGCCAUGCUCUUGUCGGGGGGUAAACCCCCAGCGCAGGAAUGGUUCAUGGUGCAGACAAAAUCGAAGCCCCGGGUACACCGGCAGCGGCUGCAAGUCCAGCGCAUCUUCAGGGUCAAGGUGACCGCUUUCCAGAGCCGUCCCGACACCCCUUACUUUUGGCUGCAGCUGGAGGGGCCCCGGGAAAAUACGGGCAAAGCCAAGGAAUAUCUGAAAGGUCUGUGCAACCCAGAGCUGUGGAAGGAGGUUCGCUACCCGCCAGUCCUGCACUGUGCCUUCCUUGGGGCACAAGGCUUGUUCCUGGACUGCCUCUGCUGGAGUACCCUGGCCUACCUGGUGCCUGGUCCCCCUGGCUCCUUAAUGGUGGGUGGGCUGACGGAGUCUUUUACCAUGACACAGAACUGGCUGGAGGAGCUGGUAGCACGGCUGCGCUGGGGCCCUGCCCCAAUGAUCACCCCCAGAGGGGUUUGGGAGACAGAGGUGACCCGGGCUUUUGGGGCUCUGGUGUGGAUCCGUUGUGACCAGUAUGCAAGAGACCUGCUGCAGCUUCCUCCAGCAGUCCAGGAGCUGCUUCUCAGCCUGGUCCGAGAUGCUGCUGGCAAGGAAGACAUCAUUGAGUGGCUCGGCCAUUUCGGCAUCUCUGGCAUUUACCCUAAACCACCAGACUUCCUGAUCUGCCCUGCCCUGCAGAAGAAGGAAGGCUCAUCCCUGGUAACCAUAGGAGAGAGCCCUGUACCCCUCCAAGAGAUAGGAACCUUGAAUCGGGCUUCAGAAAAUUCGAAGAAAUUAACAGGUUUGGGAGCAGCUGGGUCCGUGGUCCCAGCUCAGAGCACUCCGCAAGACACGGCACAGCAGCUAGUACGGGACGGGUCCAACAAGCAAGGUGAUGAUAGGAACAGUGCCGGAGAGGAAGGGGCCACUGCACAAGACAGUGCCGGGGAGGAAGGGGCCACUGCACAAGACACCAGCAGCCAGGACUCUGCGAACCAUACACAAGCCGUCUUGCAGCAAAAGCAGGGACAGAAGACGGAAAACAGAAUCUCAUUGCAGUCGCCAGCUCUGAGCGUGUGCCCAUCCUGGAAGGCCUGGGCCCCAGGGCCAGCCUUUGGGCCCUCGUGGCCGGGGACCAUUGCUGCCACCUUCUGGAAGAUCAAUGAACUGCAGUCUCUUCACCUGGUCUGGCUCCUGUCCCAGGCUUGCUUCAAUUUCCCCUUCUGGCAGAGGCCCGUGGGCCCCAUCCAGCUGAGGCUGCCAGGACAGAAUCCUUUGCCCUUAAAGCUGGAAUGGAAGCAGAAAGAGCUGGUUCCUCUGCCCACUGCAGAAAGCCCAGCUUGUCGACCAGAUGGGGACCUAGGAAGGGAGGCAGCCCUAAAGCAUAGCCUGAGGCCAGAGACCCCCACCAAAAUCGUCAGUUUAUCAGUGGUGCCAGGAGAUUGUGGCAUCAAAGAGAAGGUUAGCCCAGGACUUUCGCAAGUAGGGCCAUCUUCCACCUCUGUACCCCAGGCUGGAGUUGAGCUGGGAGAUGAAGGAAGGCCAUUGUCAGACUGUAAGGGCCUGGAAAAGCUGUCCUCUUCGGCACUGUCCACAGAGCAAGGGGGACCCAGGAUUCAAGAGAAGCCAAUGGCUCAAGCCGGGAUGACAGGUCAGUCAGUACCUGACACUCCAACAAUGUCUGAAGCUCUCGAAGUGACCACAGCUGCCGCAGUGUCCAAAGUUGAACGCACACCCACUGAGGGGCUGCCUGCAACUCCCAAAGUGCCUACAGCCCUGAAGAAGCCUGCAGCGUACGCAGAGCCUACAGCUCCCCAAGUGCCUUCGGCUCCGACAGAGCCAGCAGCUCCUGUGGUGUCCACAGUCCCAAAAGCAGCUGCCACCCCCACCACCCCCCAAACUCCCACAGCUCAGAAAACGCCUUCAGUGAAAACCCCCGCAGGCCCCCAGACCCCCAAAGUUCAAACUGGGAUCAUUGCUAAAGCAGAGUCUACAGCCCCCAAAGCGCCUGCUCAGGCGUCUGCCAUUGCAGGGCCAACCGUGGAUGUAACCAAACUCCUGAGUGAGGAGGUUCAGGCCUCAAAGUGUAGAGCCACCAUGCUGAAGGGCCAGGGAAAGCCUGGGAGGCAGGGUCUCCAGUCCAGUAGCACCAUGGCCUCCAGAAGUAAGCAUCAGUUCCUGAAGGAAGGACUUCUUGGGGCUUGGGAUGGGACCCAGAGGCUGUCACCUCACUCCCAGGGCACCAGCAUAGUGACCAGCUUCCAGAGGUUCAACGAGGCCUUGAACACACCCUUCGAGAUGAACUUGUCUGAGGAGCCUGGGAACCCAGGGCUGAGGAGAGUGGUCAUCGAUGGCAGCAGUGUGGCCAUGGUACACGGCCUACAGCACUUCUUCUCAUGCCGAGGCAUCGCCAUGGCAGUACAGUACUUCUGGAACCGUGGACACCGAGAGAUCACUGUGUUCGUGCCCACCUGGCAGCUGAAGAAGAACCGGAGGGUGAGAGAGAGCCACUUUCUGACGAAGCUGCACAGACUCAAGAUGCUGUCUAUCACUCCUUCCCAGCUGGAGAACGGCAAGAAGAUCACCACUUACGAUUACAGGUUCAUGGUAAAGCUGGCAGAGGAGACCGAUGGGGUCAUUGUCACUAAUGAGCAGAUUCACAUCCUAAUGAAUAAUUCCAAGAAACUGAUGGUCAAAGAUCGCCUGCUACCCUUCACCUUUGCUGGGAGUCUCUUCAUGGUACCAGAUGACCCCCUGGGCCGUGACGGCCCCACCUUGGAGGAAUUUCUGAAGAAGCCAAACAGGUUGGACAUGGACAUUGGCAAUUUCUUAAAGGUGUGGAAGACCCUUCCUCCCAGCUCAGCCAGCAUCUCUGAGCUGGGUGACGCUGCUGAUGCUGAACCUUUGGAGGGUCCCCAGAACAUAGAAGAAGGGGAGAAGGGGGAGGAAAGCCUGGAAGAGGAGCUGGCGGAGGAGCCAGGAAUUCCGAAGCCUGAUGAACAAGAGGAGCAGGACUCUGACCCCGUGUCAGUGUUUGGGGUCGAGUGCCCUUCCUUUUCCGAGGAAAUCCUCCAGUGCCUCAGCCUGCACGACCCCUCUGAGGGGGCUUUAGACAUCGACCUUCUGCCUGUGGUGUCUUCGCCGUACCUGGAUGUCCCCUGGGAUGGGAAGGCUCCGAGUCAGCAGGUUCUUACCCAGCUUGCACAGCUCACCAUCCCUAGCAACUUCACCGCGCUGUCCUUCUUCAUGGGCUUUAUGGAUUCCCACCGGGAUGUUAUUCCUGACUACGAAGUCCUCGUGGGCCCCCUGCACAGCCUCCUCAAGCAGAAGCCCGACUGGCAGUGGAACCAGGAGCAUGAGAAAUCCUUCCUGGCCCUGAAACGAGCCCUAGUGUGUGCCCUCUGCCUGUCAACCCCCAACCCCGACCUGCCCUUCUACCUGGAAGUGACCGUCAGCCAAGUGUCACUGACGGCCAGCCUGCAUCAGGAGCACUCAGGAAGGAAGCACCCCAUCGCCUAUACCUCGAAACCUCUCCUCCCCGAUGAGGACAGUGAGGGUCCUCAGUCAGGCGGGGACAGCCCCUAUGCCGUGGCUUGGGCCCUCAAGCACUUUUCCCGAUGCGUUGGAGACAAUCCAGUGGUCCUCCGUCUUUCUUAUGCCUCCCGGACCACGGUGGAUAACGAGGCCUGGGAUAGCCGUAGGGCUUCCAACGCAUGGUUGAUUCGAUGGUCUCUCUUGCUGCAGGACAAAGGCAAGAGGGAAUUGGAAUUGUCCCUUCUCCAGGGCCUGCUGGGGGAAAACCAGCUGCUGACGCCCGCUUCCUCGAUGCCCCGAGUUUUCCAGCUUCUGCCUCCUUCUUCUGACCUGUCUACUUUUAUCUGUGUCCAUGUGUCUGGCUAUUGCUUCUACCAUGACGACGAGUUGUGUGCUGGUUUUGGUCUCUACAUCUUGUCCCCGACCAGUCCUCCGGUCUCCCUGGCUUUUUCCUGUUCCCCUUAUACAUCCACAUACGCCCACCUGGCAGGCGUGGCCUGUGGCCUAGAGCGCUUCGGCCAAUCCCAGCUCCCAGUGGUGUUUGUUACCCACUGCAACUGGAUCUUCAGCGUCCUGUGGGAGUUCCUACCACUCUGGAAAGUCCGCGGCUUCCUGUCGUCGGACGGGGCCUCGCUACCUCAUCCAAGCCUGCUCUCCUACAUCAUAUCUCUCACAUCUGGCUUCUCAUCCCUUCCCUUCAUCUACCGAACCUCUUAUCGGGGCUCUCUGUUUGCCGUGACGGUGGACACUCUGGCCAAGCAGGGUGCCCAAGGGGGCGGGCAGUGGUGGGAUUUGCCAAAGGAUGUGCCAGUGCCCAUAGUGACUCCCCAUACUAAAGGCAGGAAGCCCAACCUGCUGGCCUUACAGAUGAGUGACAGUACCCUGGCCAAUAUCAUUGCCAAGCUGCAGGCAGGGCAAAAGUUGUCUGGGCCCUCCCCUUUCAGUUCUGCCUUUAACUCGCUCAGCCUGGACCAAGACAGCGGCCUGCUCAUGUUCAAGGCGGAAAAGCAUCCCAGGGUUUGGGUAGUCCCAAGGCAACUUCGGAGGGAUCUGAUCUUCUCUGUGCAUGACAGCCCCAUGGGGGAUCACCAGGGGCCAGAGGACACCUAUAAGACGUUGAGGCUGUUGGGUUGGUGGCCUGGGAUGCAGGAGCAUGUGAAGGAUUACUGCAGGAGCUGUUUGUUCUGCAUUCCCCGAAAUCUCAUAGGUGGGGAGUUGAAAGUUAUCGAGUCCCCAUGGCCUCUCAGGUCGACCGCUCCCUGGUCCAGCCUGCAGAUUGAGGUAGUAGGGCCAGUCACUGUAAGUGAGGAGGGUCACAAGCACGUGCUCAUCGUGGCCGACGCCAACACCCGGUGGGUGGAGGCGUUCCCUCUGAAGCCCUACACGCACGUGGCUGUGGCCCAGGUGUUGUUGCAGCAUGUGUUUGCAAGAUGGGGUGUCCCCAUGAGGCUGGAGGCAGCCCAAGGCCCCCAGUUUGCUCGUCAUGUUCUGGUGAGCUGUGGGCUGGCCCUAGGAGCCCAAGUGACUACACUGAGUAGGUCCCUUCAGUUCCCCUGUCUGAUGAGUUCAGAGGCCUACUGGGAAUUCAAGAGGGCCCUGAAGGAGUUCAUCUUCCUGUACGGCAAGAAGUGGGCAGCCUCUCUGCCCUUGCUGCACCUGGCUUUUAGGGCCUCCACCACGGAGGCCACACCAUUCCAGGUGCUGACUGGGGGUGAGAUGAGGCUGAUGGAGCCCUCCUGGUGGGAGAUGAGCCGGGCGAACAUCGAAGGGCUCAAGAUGGAUGCUUUCUUGCUUCAGCUGAUGCGGGAGCUGUUGGACCUCCAUUGGAGAGUGGCAGAAAAGGCCAGCGAGAAGGCUGAGAAUAGGCGUUUCAAGAGGGAGAGCCGGGAGAGCGAGUGGAGUGUGGGUGACCAAGUCCUCUUGCUGUCUCUCCCCAGGAAUGGCAGCAGUGCCAAAUGGAUGGGUCCUUUCUACAUUGGGGACCGCUUGAGCCUAUCGCUCUAUAGGGUGUGGGGCUUCCCAGUCCCAGACAAGCUGGGCUGUGUCUAUCCUAGCAGUCUAAUGAAGGCCUUUCCCAAGAAUGACACACCCCUGCCGCUUGACUUGGAGCAGUGAGUUAGAACGGUCGGGGAGCUGCCUGUUCUAGGGGGUCCCGCAUUUCUGCUGCUAGUCCUCCCCUCUGAUCUGAGCAGUGCUCUCAGCUCUUUGGGGGCCCCUUAGUUGUGCCUUUUGUGGAGAAGGUCCUUUGUAAAGCUUUGCUGAAUUGCCUUGACCUAGGGAAGAAUGUCCCUAGAAGACAUCCCCCGGUAGGGGUGUUUGGAGAAUGUGCCAAAGGUUGUCCUAUGUGGGCUCUGGAAGUUUUACACUUGGGAGCAAACGAGUUUCCUCAACAAGGUAGGCCAGGCUCACAGUCCUCCCCAAGUGCCGCCUUUUCCCUUUUUACACACUCAGGUGUGUAUUGGUGUGCACACCCCUCCCCAGUGUCUUAUACCCAACAUAUUACACUUAACAGUGUGGAUUUGGACCUGCCGGUGGGUAGGUAUCACGGCUCUCUCUCGUGGGAGUGCCUCCCCUUACACCGUGCAUUUGGCAAGCCUUUGCCCUUGGAGUUCUCGGUGGCACAGACACACCGGCAGCAAGAAGGUAGCCGUCCUCCAGUCAGCCUCCCUUGCCAGCACCGGGACAGCUGUUAAGGAAGGGUUGGAGCCUUCUGUGCCUCCAGGAUGGUGGCUCUGGGUGGGGGUUGAUCAGCCAUAAGUCACCUACCUGUUCCUAAGGGGAGGUGGAAGGGGAUGAAUUGGCCUACCUCAUUUGAUUCCAGUCAACAGAUGAUUCCCGACCCCUGCUGUGAUGGCAGUCACUUCACAGGAAUCAAGGGCCUUGAUACCAAGCAUGGCAACUGUGCUGGAAGAGCUGCUUCUGUUAGGUUCAGUGGUGCUCACAACUCUGCCUCAGGGGGAGGGCAUCUGACGUGGGUAGUUUGACACAUGGCUGGGCGCCGGGUGGCUUUUUCCUCUUGCACCUAUGACUCUUCUCACCCCCUGCCAAAGCUCACAACCCUCUCCUGCCUGCAGUGUACCCAUCUCCUUAGAUGGGACUGCUUUGUCCUGAUCAGCUGCAGUGCCUCUGUGUAGAGCUCCCUUACAGCUGGUGUGCAGAGCGAGCUCUCUCAGCAGGAGUGGGCCUCUCAUAAUCAUGAGGCUGAGAUUCUCAUUACCCUGCAUUCCUACACAGCCAAGCCAACAGGCUGGAGAGAAAGGCCAGCACCAGGCCACUCUGGCUUGGAGUCCUAGUAGCUCACUUCUUGAGGAGCCAAUCUGGUUUUCUAGCUGAGCUCAGGUUGCCAGAAUGCUGGGCCCUGAGGAGAAGUCACAUUGAGCCCGGCUUUCACAGCAGAGAAAAGAGGGAAAUGACUUGCCCACAGUCAUACAGCUGAGUUGUGGCUGAGCUGGGACCCGGAUGAACCGUCCUGAAUUCAAGUUCAGCACAACGGGUUCUAGCGACAUGUUUAAGCAUAGGAAUCCUUUUGGAUUUUGUACCUCUGUUCCCUUUGAUGCCAUUCCCUAACCCUUCUAGAUAACUACCUGGAUGCUGCUCUUCAGCCAAUCCAGCUGUCAGCCCUGCCCAGGAACGAAUGCUGGGUGCUCCCGGGAUGCUGAAAGGUUAGCUGUAGAAUUUUUACCAGGUACCGUUAUUUCUUCACAUUGCCUCACCUUUGUCUCUCCCCCACCCCUUCGUAUAGUAGUCAGCCUCACCCUCCCACCCCAGGGCUGUAUUCCAACCCCUCUUCCUGUUAAGUACAAGUUCCAUCAUACGCUCUUUCAAGUGAUUUUUAUUUUAUUUUUCAAUAAAUCAAUUUAAAAAUGGA
Molecule: messenger RNA, 7479 nt
Organism: Rattus rattus (black rat)
Lineage: Eukaryota; Metazoa; Chordata; Mammalia; Rodentia; Muridae
Gene: Nynrin
Product: NYN domain and retroviral integrase containing
Exons: 9
Coding region: 93-5726 (1877 amino acids)
Biological process (GO): DNA integration
Cellular component (GO): nucleus; cytoplasmic ribonucleoprotein granule
Molecular function (GO): RNA-DNA hybrid ribonuclease activity; mRNA binding
Source: RefSeq, a predicted model, not a curated record